This is a messenger RNA of Plasmodium cynomolgi strain B, 930 nucleotides long. RefSeq names its product syntaxin 5. The transcript has 2 exons. NCBI's taxonomy places the organism in Eukaryota, Apicomplexa, Aconoidasida, Haemosporida, Plasmodiidae. The record is from RefSeq and is a predicted model, not a curated record. Bases 1 to 930 code for a protein of 309 amino acids.
AUGUCGUACAAAAAUUACUAUAGCGAAAACAAUCCACUCGCAGAGGAAGCAAAGGCAGAUGACAAUGAAAAAAAAAUAAAAGACAACAUCCUGUUGAUUAAAAAGAAUAUGAUAUAUGCAGAGGAAAAUUUAGAAAAUUUAAAAAAUAAUUUAAUAUCCAAAAGAAUUAUAGAAGCCUUGCAUGAAGAAAUUCAACAAAUAUAUGUCAAGGUUAUCGAAACAGAAAAUUUAUUCCGUGAUUGGGAAAUAAAAUUUGCUGAAAAUCCAUUCGAAAAACAAAAAAAAAAAUAUAUUUUUGAAAAAUUAAAUAUCCAUUUUAAAAAUGAAGUAAAUAAAUUGGAGAGCAUAUCUGUGAAUGUAAAAAAAGCUGCCAACGAAUUGCCCAAUAUAGAAAAUGGAGAAAUGAAUUAUAGUCAUAUAAAAAAUGGCAAGGGAAAAAAAAUAAAAAAUAGCAAUAUGAACACUUUGGGGACAAAUCAUUUUACCAAAGAUAAUUUUAUUCUCCAUGUGGAUGAUGAUUUUGCCGACAAUGACGGUUUUGUCGACAAUGACGAUUUUAUCGAAUCCGCCAGUGUGUAUGAUUAUGAGUUGGACCAGUUUAACGAAAAUGACCACUUAAUAGAGAGCGAAAUAGCCACACAGAGGUUCGAAGGAAUUAAAAAAAUUCAAUGCCAAGUUGCGCAAGCACAAGAAGUGUUUAAAGAUUUUGCAAACCUGGUUUUUACGCAGAAGGAAAAUAUCGAAAUUUUGAAUAACAAUAUUUAUGAUGCCAAUAUAAAUGCUUUUAACAGUGCCAAGGAAUUAAAGAAGACGUAUCAAAGUCUAGAAGGGGUUGAAACGUGGACCUUUCCUGCUCAAGCCCCCACGGGCUGCGCGACGGACGUGUAUCGUUGGAAGUGGGACAGUACUCGCGCUGGCAGCAUUGGGUAG